This is a messenger RNA of Schistosoma haematobium, 16537 nucleotides long. RefSeq names its product Myotubularin- protein 14, variant 2. The transcript is spliced from 3 exons. Lineage: Eukaryota; Metazoa; Platyhelminthes; Trematoda; Strigeidida; Schistosomatidae. The record is from RefSeq and is a predicted model, not a curated record. Gene Ontology annotation, biological process: dephosphorylation. Bases 1363 to 1989 code for a protein of 208 amino acids. Gene Ontology annotation, molecular function: phosphatidylinositol-3-phosphate phosphatase activity.
AGGAUACUGGAGCCCAUGUUUACCAUUGGUUUUGAAUCCGGUUAAAUCGCCGGACAUUCGCUUUUCAUUCUCUCAAUUUCGUAAACAACAGUGAUGCUACGAGAAGGCAGUGAGUAGGACUUCCUUGGCAGAGGCUAUAUACGCGUGGCCGUGUGAGAGCAUUUCGAGAGGGAGAGCGGACUCUCCCCACUCUCGGCCGUACCAGGGCAUUUAUAUAUAUAUAUAUAGAGAGAGAGAGAGAGAUUUUGACCCUGUUAAUUAUCACGCGACAAAACCGCCAAUCAGAACGUCGACUUAUACAAUCUUAGCCUUGUGCCAAACCAAUGGCGCAUUAACCAGCACGAGCAGCCUAGAGUCAACUCUGAAUCUUCGCGUAGCCCUACCCGUUCGAGUCCAUAAUACAAUCUCAGCUUCUACUGUAUUAAUCACGUAGUUCAUACGUACGCAAUUUAUAUACAAGCAAAUUAGACCACAUCACACCACAAAAUAGAAAAUAACAAUUAUAAACGAUCUAGCCAAAGUAAGCUGUGAAUGUGAAUGUAACUAAUAGACUGGGUAUAACUUGGGAUUAGUAAGUCGUAUAAUAGCAGCCAAUAGGUCAAAUAAAAGCUUGUGAUAAAAGGAAUAUGAAUAUACAUAUAAUAGUUAUCCAAUAGAAAUAUAUGUAAUAAUAGUACAUAAAUAAUUUAUAGUAGUUACUUACUUACAACUGUUACGCUUUGUGGAGAAACAUCCCGCUCACCAGCAUUCUCCAUCCAAUCCUUUCCAGUUGUUUCCACUUGCUAUUCAUCUUUUUGAUGUCUGCUUGCAAUGUUCGACGCAGUGUAUUUGGCCUUUCUCUUUUUCGUUUCCCUUCAGAAUUCCAAGUUAGCGCCUGCUUCGUGAUGCAGUUUGGUGAUUUCCGUAAUGUAUGUCACAUCUACUUUCUACGUCUUUUCCUAAUUUCCUUUUCAGUUGCUUGAUUCUCUCCCAUAUUAUACUGUUGCUGAUGGUAUCCGGCCAACGGAUAUUGAGUAUCUUGAGCAGACAACUGUUUAAAAAUACUCAUACCUUUUUGAUUAUGGUUAUAGUAGUUCUCCAAGUUUCAGCUCAGUACAGUAGAACUGUGUUGACGUUCGUAUUGAAGAUUCUCACUUUGAUAUUGGUUGACAGUUGUUUUAGUCAUCAGAAUUGAUUACCUCAAGUGGUGUUCGUCAGGGCUGUCCACUCUCUCCAUUCUUGUUCAACUUUGUGGUCGACGUACUUUUAGAGAUAACACUCUCCUCAUCUGACUUUACAGGGGUUGAACUUCUACCAGGAGGUUCACAUGUUGACUUAGAAUAUGCUGAUGACAUAGUUUUAUUUGGCGAAGACGCUGACAAAAUGCAGAGUCCUAUGACCGCUCUAAGCAACAAUGCAAGCAUGUUCGGGAUGCGAUUCUCCCUCUCGAAAUGUAAAAUGUUGCUUCAGGAUUGGGUUGCAUUGACACCCGAACUAAUGGUAGGGAGUGAAGUAAUUGGGCGUGUCGAUCGCUUCACUUAUCUUGGAAGUCUCAUCAGCCCUUGUGGUCUGGUGUGUGACGAAAUCUCAGCACGGAAACAGAAGGCUGGACUAGUUUUUGCCAACUUGCGUCAUUUAUGGCGUAGGAGAGAUAUCCGUCGAUCAACCAAAGGACGUGUUUACUGCGCAGCAGUUCGUUCCGUCCUACUUUAUGGCAGUGAAACAUGGCCGGUAAGAAUAGAGGAUAUUCGUACGUUACUUGUAUUUGAUCAUAGGUGUCCUCGAAAUAUUGCUCGUAUAUCAUGGGACUAUCGAGUAAGUAACGCAGUUGUUAGGAAACGAGUACUAGGUAAGGAUAGCAAAUCAAUUGAUGAAGUAGUGAAACUUCAUCAGUUGAGAUGGCUGGGACACGUGUUACGUAUGCCCAACCACCGACUGCCUCGACGUGCGAUGUUCAGUGGUAUAGGAGUAGGUUGGAAGAAAGCUAGGGGCGGCCAGACCAAAACAUGACACAAGUCCAUGAAGUCACUGACAAGUGAACUGAGUCAUGUUGGUAGGUGUAGACUACCUGGUUGGGGACCGCGAGAUGAUAGCAACCGAUGGUUAGAGACCCUGAAUGACAUGGCUCAAAAUCGUUUGCAAUGGCGCAGGUGCAUCCACUCUUUGUGUUCUCCCAAAUUUUGAUCUCCUUAUUCCUCCUUGUCUCUUUUUUUCCCUUCCCAAAUUUAUUUCACUGUAUUAUACUCCUUGAAUAACAUCUUCAGACCCUAAUCUUUCCGAUUACUGCUUAUACUCUUACUACCUCUACCACUAUGGGGUUUGAAUCGACCACUGCAUCUCUGUGCUAAUGUGGCGUGGCAACUCGAACUGAUGUACGUACGUACAAGUUCUACGUUGUUACUGACUGACUGACUGACAGUUGUUUUGAGUUCUGUAUGUUCUUCAAUUGUAGGAAUGUUGACCUUACUUUGCCAAUCCUCUCGUUUACGUCUGCAUUCGAUCCUCCUCAUUCAUCUAUGAUAUUCAUGUAGGUUUAAGAUUCCACCUCUUCCGGAUUUUCUCCAUCAAGCGUGAUUGUGUUGUUGUUCUCCGUGUUGAAUUUGGGGGUCUUGAAUUUUCCCUUGUGUAUGUUGAAACCUACUGAUCCAUAGGCUUCUGCUACACUAAUUGUCUUCAUCUGCAUUUGUUAGUGUGUAUGGAUAAAAUAGCUAGGUGAUCUGCGAGGUCCAAAUCACCCAGUUCCAUCCAAGCUGUCCAUUGUAUUCUGUGCUUUCCUUGAGAUAUGGAGGACUUCAUAGUUCAGUCAUUCACCAGAAGAAAGAGGAAGGGGGAAAGUAAGCAUCCUUGUCUGACACCAGUAUGUAGAUAGUUAAUUAGUACAACUAUUCACUAAAAUUGCACGUAUAAUGCCCGGUCUCUGCAUGAAACUGUAUAUAUCUGCUUAUGUUUGGCUUCAAAUUAUCAGAACUUCCCGUUAAUGUAUGGGAAUUAUUUUAUUUUCUCUAUCAAACUAUUUUAAUUUCAUUUCCAUACCUAGUAUUUUUAAAUCGAUGAAAUUAAGUGAAAACUGUAUUUGAUAAACUGGUUAGUAAAUGACCAGGUUAAAAUUUACUAUAAUAUAUUUGGGUGAUGGGAAUUCAAAAGGCAUGGAAUAACACAAUUGCUUCUUUUUCAACAUCAGCGACAUAUAGUUGGAAUCUCUUAAACUGGUGAUUUCGCAAAUAUAGAAGAUUAAGAUUAUUCGUAACUGUUGUUUUCAUCUAAAAAGUAACAUAAACCUGAUUGUUUGUUAGUCUAUUCUUAUGUAAUAUUCACAACAAAUAGGUAUUGAGUAAAACAUUAGUUCAUUAUAUAUCGUAAUUCUGUUAUUGUGAAAAUGUAACGUAGAAAUCUGUAAAUAAUGUAUACGAUAUAAUCAAAUAUCAUGUAUUUAGGAUAGCAACUAUGAAAUUAGUACGUUGAAAGUGAACAUUUCUUCCCAUUAAAGAAAUGAAUACCGAUCAAAUGUUAAUAGUAUCAACUAACCGAACUUUAUAAUGUCUAAAGUGUAAUGUGACCAUUUUUAGUUCCUGGUCUAAGAAUGCUUUGUGGUCACUGAACUGUACAAAUUAACAUCUUAGUGUACUGCAUUUGUUGUUAAAUGGGUCAAGGUAGUCAACAAGAGUAAUGGUAAACCUAAUUUUUCAUGAUUUUGUCUGGCGUAAGUUACUAUUCGAAGACUUAUUUGGAUACUUAAUCGAGAACUGCACGACAUAUAGUCCCUAUUGUAAUAUGUCAAAAAGAACAUCUCUGACUACAUUCUUAACAAACUUGUAGUUAGUUGUUUUUGUAGGAAAUAUUAUUUGAAACAUUUCUUUAUACUGUUUACAGUAGUUUAAGUGGAACUGCAAUCUAUGGACGAACCAAUCCGAUUUAAGACGGUGACACUCGAAUUUUGAUGCAGAAUCAAUCAAUCCAUUUGGCUAAAUAGCAUUUGGGCAUCAUGGUUGAUGUCAGUCCGUGAUGUGAACCCUAAUUCUAGUCCCUGACCCUAAAAUCUAACUUCUGAUCCUGAUUACCCACACUAAUAUAUAACGUUAUUUUUACAACAGGAAGUGGUCAAAGUUUCUCCAGGUCAAUUCACGAUCGCUCAAAGGUAAUCUGUAGAUUACAUUCUCGCCAUUGUUUAUUUUCAGUUUUAGUAAAUUGUAUUCUGUUUCAGCGUUGGGAUUUUCAAAUUACUAUUCCUACCUUUUGGCUGUCGUUUGAUUUGUUUUAUGUUGUAGUCAGGAGUUGAGGUGUCCGUCAAUCCAAACCUUAUACCGAAAACUCUGUUUUCUUGCUCAGUAGAAUGGGACUUGUACAAGGUUGGUUUAAUUCUAAUAAAACUACGUGUUACUUUCAUUGAGCUUAUUCACAUAAUAUUUCAUUUCUAAGCUAUGUAUUGUAUUUUAACCAAAAGCAAGUGGAUUUAUGGACAAGAUAUUGAACUGGUGGAUGUAGGAUGGUUGAAUGAUGACUGCUUUUGAAAACCAGAUUUAUGAUGCUAAACCUUUAAAUGACCAAAGAUCAAAGAACCACCUAACUGGUCGGUAAAGUCCCUUUUUCAGCGAACGAAAAUCAUGCUCAUUUUCAAAGGUUAAGGUAGAGUAAACAUUACUUAGUUAAUUUAGUAAGGGGAAGUAGUCUAUAACUGGUUGUUUCACAUACUAACUACCAACUUACUUUCUUACCGAUAUAUAACAUUCAUUCUCAUAGUAGAACAACAGUAUAGUGAUCUGUCACGAAUGUUAUAUUAUUUCAACCUGGCUCCACUUAUAGUCAAUUGUCAGCAGAUUAAUUAGAAUAAAACCAUUGGAUUCCAAACAAUUAUACCGGCAGAAAUGUGAGAUUUAAAGGAGAUCCUAAAAUAACAUUUGAGAACAUUAGAUCAUUAUUUAUAAUAGUUCAAUCUUUGGCAUAUAAAUGAAGAUAGAAAACGAAUGCACAAACGAAACACUGAAAUUUAUUAAUUUCAAAUUAUCUGCGAAUUCAACCAAGAAACAUUUACCCUAACACAUAAUAAAUGUCCUUGUCUUUUCAUGUCACAUUUUUGGCCAGCUAUUGUUAACAUUUUUUAAUUUAUAAUUUUUAAACCAAUAAAUUGUGUUGUGGGAAACCGGAGAUUUAGUAAAAAUGAUAAAUAACUUAAUCGUUUUAAACCUACAUAUAUAAGACGUCAAAAUUAUUGGUUGUCUAUAUAAUGAUAUUUUAUUUUCCACUGAACUACGUAUUGUAACAACUAGUAGUUGGUUCUUAUCUCAGGGACUUUUAUCCCUUUCAUGAUCAGUCACGUCACGAGUGAACCUUUUCUCAAAAGUGAUACAAUCCAUUAAGUUUUUAUAACUUUCUGUAUGAACAAUUGGAUUUCCCCAUCGGUCUUUCCUAUCCAGAGUGAAUAUGGCGACAAAGUCGCUCUACCUUCACUACUUCGUAGCUUUCAUUUUUUGUACCCUUUAUACUCCUGUUUUCGAACUAAAAACUGAUAGAAUCCCCAGUUGAGUUCCAUUUUUCAUGGAGCAAACUCUGAAGAUGUCAUCUGGAACGUUCAAGAAUGCUUUUCAGUCAAAUCAUUUGGCUCAGAACGUAACGGUACUAAAAUAUUUUCCAGCGUCUUAUCCAAUAAUUUUUUCACGAGGAAAUUAACUCUCUCUUAAAUGUGGUUUUAUCUACACAUUAUCUCUUACUAACUCUGUUUAAUGGCGAUGUGGAUCUGUUGCCUGGAGAAAGACUUCUCGACCUUGAGUAUGCGGAUGAUAUUGUCUUACUGUGCGAUAAUGCCCAAGCCACGCAAUCCGCACUUAACCAGUUGGCAAUCAUUGUCCGCAGGUAUGAUAUGUGCUUUGCAUCUUCGAAGUGCAAAGUACUUUUGUAAGACUGGCAGGAUUCUAGUCCUAUACUCACCCUGGAUGGUGAGCAGAUAGAAGUAGUCGAGAAGUUCGUGUAUCUAGGUAGCUGCAUAAUUGCUGGUGGUGGCGUGAGUGAUGAGACCAUUGCACGUAUAGUGAAAGCCAGAGCGGCUUAUGCCAAUCUGGGCCAUCUUCGGCGCCUUCGUGAUGUUAGUCUGGCUGUAAAAGGUUGGAUCUACAAUGCGUCGGUGAGAGCAGUUCUGCUCUAUGCUUGUGAAACCUGGCCUCUCCGAGUUGAGGAUGUUAGACGACUCUGUGUUUGAUCAUCGUUGUCUCCGAAGGAUCGCUGACUUCCAGUGGCAACACCAUGUUAGUAAUGCAGAGGUUCGGCAUCGUGUGUUCGGGCACAGAGAUGGUAAUGCAAUCAGUGUCACAAUCUUGAAACACCGACUUCGGUGGCUUGGACAUGUUCUGCGAAUGUCGUCCCAGAGAAUUCCACGUCGUGCAUUAUUUGCCGAUUCUGGGACUGGUUGGAAAAAGCGGAGAGGUGGUCAGUAUAUGACAUGGUGUCGUGGUAUGAAAGAAAGCUGCAAAGGGCUGGCCUGUGUUGGUCCUUCACGACUCCCUGGCUGUAGUCCUAGAGAUGGUGCAACACAGUGGCUAGAGACGUUGUCAGAUAUGGCUCAGAAUAGAAGCCAGUGGCGAUCCUGCCGUAACCUUUUACUUUCUUCAUAAAAAGUGGUUGUAUCUUCCUUAUCUGAAAGAUUUCUUCUGAUUAUACCUUUCCGUUUCCUUCAUUAUUACUAUUAUUAUUGUUAUUACACUACCUUACACUAAUCUGUUUGUUAUUGUUUUUUUGUUUUCUCUUCGAAUUCUCAUUGUUUUGUGUGGCGCGUAUAUAUUUGGUGCCCUCUUGUACCAAUAUUUAUGUGUUCAAAUAAAUAAAUGAUAAAUAAAUACUCUGUUUACAAGUACUAUGGAAGAAAAUGUUAUAUAUUAAUUGUUAACAUUCCUUUUUGAUUUCAUUAGCUAUGUUCUCAAUCUAAUUAUGAAUAACUGUUUAUGAGUUUUAUCAGUUCAAAAUGUAUACUAUCGCCAACUUGAAACUAACUAGUUAAAUAUAUUGUUUUCUAAUAAUAUAUUUCAGUCCUGGGAUAUAUAUACAAUUACUGUGAACUACAUGAAAUUGCUUCUUGGAUUACUUUACGAAGGUAAUCAUCAUCUUCAUACAUAUUGGUCAAUUUUUGUUGCUUUAAAAAUAAAUUUACUUACAACGUACAACAACUAAAGAUGUGUUCCUUUUUUUUCUUGGAAAACUGUUUCACCUAAAACUGGGACCGGUAGUUUUUGUGGUUAGAACAUCCAGCUUUGAACUACUUGUUUGUAGGUUUGAGCCUCAUUCUGUACUUAACGAAGACUUGGUGGGGAUAACCAAUUUGUUUUUUAAUGCACAAUCAUAUGCACAACGUCUCUUAAAAGCUUCAUUCAUGUUGUUAUCUUGAUUGCUUUCAGUUUCUUUCUCUCUUCUCUUCAUUUCAAUCUUCUCAACCUUCUGCUUGCAGACAUUCCACUUCCGACUGGUGAUACAUACUACGUAUAUCUGCAAACAUAGGUAGCAUACACCACAAUUCCAUUUACUAAUUUGGGUAGCCCGACAAUUUUUUUGCCUUUCACUCAAUGUGUGUAGUUGAAAGUCGAGUACAUAAACCUAUACUUGAUAAAGUCAAUAAUUUUACCUGAAUUUGCGUUUUUUUUAAGGAAAAGCAAUUAGUUUGUUGAAUUCUUACGUUCUCCUUUGUAUUUUCAAUCGAAAUAUAACUUUAUCCAUUUAUCCGUAUUCAACAAAAUAGAAUUUAAAAUAACAUAAUAUCAGAAUGACUGUUCACUGAAAAAAAAAGAAAUAUGAACUAAAAACAAUUCUUUGAACUAGUUAUAACUUGGUGUUUGAAAAUACACUGACAUAUGUACUCAAAUCUUAGCCAUUUCAUUUCAGGUUCAUAUCCUGAUAUUAUUUGUCCCUGUGUAAAGACUAAUUACUUGUACUUUGACAUAUAGGUAGAUGUUAGUAUUCUCGAUCUUAAGCUACAUAUUUCGUAUAAUGGUUGCCCAACUGGGAUAGUUGGAAUGUGAUUCGUACUUGUGAUUUCCUGAGCGAAAAUUUCAUAUAUAUUAUGCCUUGUGUACGUUGAUAAAUAAAGAUGGCUUUCGUUAAAAGCAUGGAAUAUAAUACUCAGGUUUUGGAUUCUUUGGGUGAAACAUCUAUUUUUAUUGAAGUUUUCAUCAUCUUUGUGAGGUUUGUAAUUAUUAAACAUUCCAUAUAAACAGAUCAAUAUUAAGAGUUUGUUUGACCCAUUCUUGGUCAAUCAGCGCUAGUGGAUAAGUGGAAAAGGCCCUAGAAUCUUGUGUAAAAUUAUGAAUAUAAUAAGUUUUUCUGACUGUGAUUCACUUCCAUUCAACUUAAUUUAUUUGGGACAUAAUUACGUACCUGUCCAAGCCGUGUUCUGAUUUUGGGGACUAGUCGAGUGAAGUGUCCGAAGAAUACUAAGUCAUAAGAGUAUUAGGAUCGGAUAAUAAAAGACUUACCAACGAUCGUUUAUUAUUUCUUUACUUAGCUAAUUAAUUGGAUCUAUUUCAGAAUAUUUAUUAAUUUUUGAAUUAGUUAGGCACUGAAGUUGUAAAAUAUUCUCCAGUCAUUUUAUGUUGCAUCUUUCUAGGUCCAAAUCCUCCACAUAUUUAUCCACAUACAUUGGUAUGGCAUAAACUACUUCAUCGUGUUUAGGUUCAAAAGGUUUUUAAACAAAUAAGGAUUCAGAAUCCACUUAUUCGGUUCAGUGUUCUGUACUGUUGUACUAGUUUAUCUUAUCUAUAAUAUUCAACUCGUCCUUCGUUGUUGUACUAAUCCAAACAUCGUUAUCACUGUACAUGUAUGGACUUUUCAAAUUACUUACGAAUAUUCAACAUUAAGUGAAAUCAGCCUCGUUACCGAGACAUAUGUAUUGCAGAAUUUAUCUUAUUUUCACUUUUUAUUAAAGUUGGUUUUUUCAUAGAUCUCAGUAAUGUGUGCACCUCAAUUUGUAACUCCGAAAUCGGCUGUGAUUCGCACUAUACAAAUAAGACUGAUGUAGAUGAAGAUUCUUAUUGUCCCUCGAAAAAUACAACAACAGUUGUUUUAACGGUGAGUAGCUGGUACAAUUUACUGGAAAUUAUGAAUCGCACGACGCAAGUGAGACUAAGAAGACGAUAGACGAGAGUUUAUAUGACACUCAAAAUUGAUCUGAAAUACACCUCUUUUUGUGUUUUAGUAACAGUGAUGAGUAGUCAGAUUCCCGUAAAUUAAACUAAAUAGUACUUUAAUCAAUGCACAACCUACUGCAUAAAUAUAAAUUUACAUCGUAAAGUUUUCUGUAAGUAGCAGAUAUAACUAAUAAAAUUACUCCUUAAAAUGUGAUUACAUGUCGUAGGUGAUUUGAAAAAGAAACUCAUUUUGUAGGUCACUAAUCCUCUAACUGAAGUCUUGAGCAUCAUAUCAGAUUGGUUAUAUUGAUUACAGUUGCAUAGGUCAAUAGACUAUCUGGUGUGUAUUUGAACUAAAUAUAAAUUUAAAAGGGCCUAAAAAAUAUCAUUUCCUUAUCGUAAAUUGCACAUUAGACGUUGAACUUUAAAAUAUUUGAGCCCAUAGAAUUUCUAAAACUUUUAUAUUUUGACUGAAUAUCAUCUUUCAACAGGAUCAUACUACUCUUUAGUGGAAUACUGAGAAUUAAAUAUAGCAUGAAAUUUUAAGUUAUUACUUAUUGUGUUCAAAAACAUGAACAGUUUGUAGACAAGUAUUUGUCAGGUCUUAUCGGUACAAUAAACCAAUCCAAUCAGCUAACACUAGAAAAAAUAACAACAUAAAAGUAUAUGACAGUGGAACUACUGACAUUAUCAAUCGAAGUAUUAAUGUUAGAAGCAAUCAUUCAAAGUAUUUUUUUAACUGUACAACUUGAAAUCAUACUUAACAAUGCAUGGUAGCCAGAAACGUUCGAAUACUUUGUUUGAUUUCUUGAAUGAUUUCCGGUUUUUCAUCGAACGUUUUCGACCAUUUCGACGGUCUCAUAACUUGUUAAUAAAAUGUCUUAGUUAUUCAACCUUUUUCGCUAUACUUUGGUUAGAGACCCUGAAUGGCAUGGCUCAAAAUCGUUUGCAAUGGCACAAGUGCAUACACUCUUUGUGUUCUCCCAAAUUCUAAUCUUCUGAAUUCUUAAUGCCCCUUAUUCUCUUUCCAAAUUUAUUUCACUGUAUUAUACUCCUUGAAUAACAUCUUCAGACCCUAAUGUUUCCGAUUACUGCUUAUACUCUUACUACCUCUACCGCUACGGAAUUUGAGUUGACAACUGCAUCUCUGUGCUAAUGUGGUAUGGCAACUCGAACUGAUGUACGUACGUACGAAGUUCUACGUUGUUACUGACUGCUAUACUUCACCAUAUACUAUUGUAGGUAUAAUUAGAAAACUGGUUUCAACUUAUACAGUUUUAACGGGGAACAAAUUUCGACUAGCUUCAAACUUGAUUAUUAUUAUAUAGUCACGAACGACGAUUUAAUUAUAAUUAAGGCUAUUAAAACAUAUGACUGAGUGAAUAUAUAAAUUUUAUUUCGUCAUAAAAAUAGCACUCACGACGCCAUCUAGCAUAACAUUUAAUACUUUAUAGUUUAUUUUGUAUGUAAGAGUCUCAUGAAAUCAUCUUAGUCUUGACUAGAUAUAAAUAAAUAUUGAUUUUUACACUUGUCAUCUAUUAAAUUAAUUUUUCAAUUUAUUCACAAUCCUCAUUUAUUAUUAUUAUUAAUAGGUGCUGGAGGCUUACUAUUACAUUGUGUUUCUGGAUGGGAUCGUACACCAUUGUUUAUUUGUCUACUUCGCUGUUUACUUUGGGCUGAUGAUUUAAUGCAUUGUAGUUUAACACCUAUUCAAAUGUUAUAUCUUACUCUUGGAUAUGAUUGGUUCUUGUUUGGUCAUAAAUUGAAAACACGUAUGGAAUUGGGUGAAGAAAUACUCCGAUUUACUUUUCAAUUUAUCGGUGAAAUGGCUAAAUGUACAGAAUUAUCACUUCGCAGAGUGUAUGUGUUGAUGGCGUCUUCAUUUCGAGUAUUGCUCUUUAUCUUAUUAUUUUUCUGUCAACCAUGUACUCUUGUUGUUUUCACCACUGACUGACCUUUGUUAAACAGUAACUGAAAACCAUCAAAUACUGAAUAUUCAUCGAGAUCAUUAGCCGAUCAAUGUUAGACCAUCAUUGCAAACCUGGAAGCACUGGACGACCAUUACAUCCUACCAUGGGACUCCUCAGCAGUGUGUAUUCACGAUCCCGCACAUGGGAUUGGAUUUUUGCUUAAUAUUGUAUGGGCUGGAACUAUUAUAAGUUUUAUCUCUAAAAGCAUGUCUGUGACAAAUAUAUAUAAAACCGUGGAAAGAGGAUAACCCUGACGAACAUUACCUAUAGCAAUCAAUUUCUAUGGCAGUUUUCUAUAAGCUCUGACUCAACCAGAAGUGUUCGAGUAAAGAUCCUGUACAAGGUCAAUUUACUUCUUUGGCACGCCUUUUAGUGACAGACACUGCCAUAAAACCUCACUAUCAAAUUAGUCGGGUGCUGUCUUAAGGAAUAUAAUUAUAGUCAGAUGUCCAAUAGUAUAGCUGUGUCCCAGAACCUGCCUAUAGGUGAAUAUUUGGUCUAUACAUCCACGUCCAGGUCUGAAACCAGCCUGGUUUUCUCGAGUUUGCUAUUCAAGAGCUCUAGUUAUACGUCGAAGUAUUAUUGAGGCUAAUAUUUUAGACACUACUAGUUAAACUGUCGUGAGAUAUCAACUCACUGAAGACAAUGGUGUACGGUGGCGCAACUUCGUGGAUUGGUCGAAGUUAGACAUGAACACCGUUGUAUGCCGGCUCAGUGGUCUAAUGGUUAGGCGUCGUGCGCGAGGUUGAUAGGUCCUGGGUUCGGAUCUCGUGGGGUCGUGGAUGUGCACUCUCGAGGAGUCCCAUACUAAGACGGAACGGCCAUCCAGUGCUUCCAGGUUUUCCAUGGUGGUAUAGCUUCAAUUGACUCGUGAUUUCAACUAAUGUGAUUCCUGUCUGUUUGUUACAAGAGAAUUUUUUCCCUUUCUUGUAGACUGGGUCGAAUAGCGGUCGGGUCAAAUGAAAUUAAGUUCAGUUCCCAGAUUUUAGCUAAGUUCUCAGUUAAUUUAACUGCUAAAACGGGACCACCAUCCUUAGAAAUCUCAGUAGAUAAUCUAUCAGUUUUCCCUGCUUUCCCUUGCUCUGGAUUACUUAUAGCCUUUUCAACAUCAUUAAGAUUUUGAAGAAUCAUAUCAAUCAGUUAUUUCUUCUUGAUAUGAAACUCCUCACCAGUAUCUAUCAACGACUCCAGUGGGAGAGAACGCCGAACAUUCAGGUCUUUCAAGAACCUCCACAAACCGCUCAUGUUAAUAUUAAUCAUGUAUCUACCAAUGGUCGGUUUCGGGGAGACAAUUUCCUAAUUUCUAUUGAGAAACCAUGGCCUGUGGGUUCCACUUAUUUUGGAGUGAGACAUCCACUUCACCUAAUAUUGCCAUUAGAUAAUGGUCGCACAUUAUCACCAAUUGGUUAGAUUUAGACUUAUAAGCCACUGGAUGACGAUUCAGCAAUCUAAGUUUUAAGCCUUAACCAUAAGAAUCGCGUAUUUUUAUGUUCGACCAUCAUCAAGUUUGUUAGUGUGCUCUACCAAGGACCUUAUACACAAAAUAGCUUCCUGAUUUUCAUCGAUUCCCGAACUAAGGUCAGUUCAUGAAGUACACUACAACAUUGAAAACUCCCCACAAACCCCCUAUACUAAAGCUGUUUUGAUGAUUUGUGUUUUUGGUUUUUUACAGCUAUGAUAUUCACGUUACUGAUGGGUCUAAAAGUUCAGAUUCGGAUGAUUCUUCGUUUAUUGAUUUACGCUCCAGUGAUGAUUUACAACCCUUAAGGCAAUCACGAUUAGAAGAAUUGUCAAAUUUAUUCUUUGAAUUUUGGAAUGAAGAAACUAAAAGACGUGAAGUUCAAUCUACUAUCAACAGUAUUGGACCCAUUGCCAACGAAUCUGUAGUUCCGGAUAAAAAUACCCAGUCAAUAUCAAAUUCUGAAGGAAAAUCAACUUUUAAUAGUGAUGAUGAAUCAUCAUCAGGUCAUGAAAACUAUACAUCCAGAAAUAGCAAUAAACCCUUUGAAAAUCAAAAUUCAAUUGUUUCUCAAGUUAGUUUUAGUUAUACACAUAUAAUAUUUUGAUUUAUGAACCUAUGAAUAUUGUUUGUACUGUAAUGAGGCUGUAUUACUAAGUAAUUUGAAAAUUACCUCGUCCUAUGGUUAGCCUGAAACAGUUUGCUUUUGAUCAUGAACAUAGUUCACAGUAAUUUCAACAUCAUCUGGUUUAUAAUAUCCAUCCAUACUUGCUUUUUGUUCGAAAUUUUACUCGUCUCUCCACUAAAUUCACUUUUUUAUUUCUAACUAUCCUCCCCUCCAUUUCCACCGAUUUGGCUUGUUCUGUUGACAUUUUUCAUUCUGUAUUUAGCUGAUUGCUUACCAAAGACACCCAAGAUAUAGCUUUAUUACUAUUUUGUAACAUUAUUGACAUCUUUACUCUGAUCAGUAAGAUUAUCCAUUGAAGUCGUCUUCUGUUGGUUAGAGGUUUCAUCGGAUUAAAUUUAGAGUUGAUUUCUCUAUGAUAGAUAUUUAUUUAAUUUAGCUUGGACUCUAUUCUACUGCCUCCUGUUUACGAUAUUAUUUCAUUUAUGGUAUUUUGAGCUAAGUUAAUAAGACAAUUACUUGUCAAUUGUAUUGGGCUAUGGUUGGGGUUAUUGAUUGAAGUUAAACAUAUAAACCAUCAAACGCCGACUCAGUGGUCUAAACGCUAAGUGUUCGACACGUGACCUAAAGGUGCUGGGUUCAAUCCCCAGCAACUUCAUGGAUAUGCACUUCUAAGGAGUCCCAUGCUAAGACUAAACAGCUGUCUACUGCUUUCUUCUUUCCAGUCGUCGUCUAAAUGAGGUCAAUGCCCUUCUGUAAGCUACAAUAUCAUCUUUCUUGGUUUGUGUUACAAUGUCAUCUUUUCUUAAACUUCAUAGAAAUUUUCCGACUCCCUUUUGCAGAACAUAAUUGAACUCCAUCACGAUUACCGCUUGUAACAACAACUUUUGAUAUUUCCUAUCUAAGCAAGCCACUAGCAGUUAUAAGUAAGAAGGUUUGUGCCAACCCUUGUCUUAAAAAUAGUUACUACUUGUAAUCAUUUAAAUUUUACUUACUUUCUGUUAAAAGACAAUUCGUUUUUUACAUGGGCAAAAUGAUAUUUAAAAAUUAUUUGAGAAUCAUGGUCACCAAGCAGUCGUGCAUUUCACAUACUCUAUGUUUUAAUCUUUAUUCAUUAGAUUAUUUAUGUCAUUAUUUCUACAUAUUACUGACUUUACAAUUAUGUAAUAGGCUAAUUGGUAUUCAUAUUUUAUCUUUAGGUUAGUAGCGAGCACUCUGUUAUUAAUAUAUGAUUAAUUAAGUCUUCGUUCAAAAUGUGUUGAAGUAUAGAAAAACCUUAGACGCCAGAAAGCAGCUGAUCGUUGGGUGAAUAAACUAAGACAGGUUGGGUUGAUUGUCUUAUCUUUGUCAUUUUAUGAUGUAUACACCACUAUAAACUGAAUGGAUCAUAAAGCUUUCUCUAAACACAAGAUAUUAACUAGUAUUAUGAGAUUUUUUGUUUUCUACGUAGAAGACAAAUGACAUUUUAUGGUUUGGAUACCAAGUCACUUAUGGCACAAAAUUAUGUCUAGUUUAACGAAUUUUGGAAGAUUUAAGUAGUUCCAUACGAAGUUAUUAGAAAAUCAUGUUCCCAAACUUUUAUAUGUGUGCUAUCAGCUUACCCUAUCGUUGUAAUAAUAAUAAACAGCUGACGUAUGUAUUGUGUAAAAGCACUAUACAGUUGUCGUUACAGUAUGUUUGUAUUUUCUGCUAACAGCAUAGACUACUACAUUUAGAAAAGACAUAUUCCAAGUCUGUAUACAUAUUUACACUAGGUAUGCUUCUAAGAAACACAAAAAUAGCUCCGUCUAGAUAAGCCAAUAACGAUGAAGCUGGCCAACUCACAACUAAUACAAAACAGCUUACAUCUGUGUAAGGACACAAUUCUUUUUUUAUUAGGAUGCUAGAUUUCGCCUAGUGUUUGUCUCUUAUUAGUAUCAUAAAUUAAUCCAAAAUAGUAUCACUUUAGUGCCUAUCUUUUUUAGUUUUCUUUCACGCUAAAAAACUCAUAUUUCUCUUCAUUUUUGUUUAUUUGUUUAUAUACAACUCAAGUCGUCUACUACAUAAUUCAGGUAAACUUGAAUUUGCCAUUAGACAGUUGUCGUUUAUAGUUCUUUUUUUCUUCCAGUAAUCUCUAUCUCUUUGAUGCCUUGUAUAAUUGCGAUAAUUAACAACUAUAUUCAAAUUAAUUCAUUUUCAUGUAAAUAAAAUCUCAUUUUUCACGAGGUGAUUUUGUUCGUUUUUGGUUAAGAUGAAGAGAUAGAACUCUAUUUCUCAGCCCAUAUCCCAAUAUUGUCUUGAAAUCCGUGUGUGAACAAAUAAAUCAAUUGUAUUCAGUAGUCUUUUUACGCCCAGUUUUUUUUAACAAUAUGAUGAUCUGGUGUCAGAUGAAAACUCAGAAUACAUUCAGAAGGCUUGACUGAAUCUUCCCAACUUGUGCUGUAAGGGAUAUAUAAGUCUGCCGACCAAAGAACGAGCUUACUGUGCAGCACUUCGCUCCGUUCUACUUUAUGAGUGUGAAACAUAGCCAUUAGAAGUAGAUCAUGUUCGUGGGUUACUGGCAUUCGAUCAUAGAUGUCUUCAAAGCAUUACUCGUGUAUUUUAGGACCACUGAGUAAGUAAUGUUUGGGUUAGGGAUAGGAAUAGGGUACUAGGUAAUGAUGGGCAAAUCGAUUGAAGAGGUGAUAAAUCUUCAUCAAAUGAAGUUGUUCAGGCAGGCGUCACAUAUGCCCAACCACCGUUUACCUCGACGGGCGACGUUUUCUGGUAUAGGAGUGGGCUAGAAGAAAGCUAGGGGCGAUCAAACCGAAGCUUGAGAUCAGUUUAUGAAGUCGUUGACAACUGGAUUGAGCCAUGUUAAUAAUUGUGUAUUACGUGGUUGAGGUCCGCGUGAUGACUAUCGUAACCAGUGGUUAGAGACUGAAUGACACAGCUCAAAAUUGUUUGCAAUGGCUCAGGUGCAUCUAUUCUUUGUCUUCCCUUAGAUUUCAAGCUUCUAAAUCCCUCAUAAUUUUUUUACUUCACCAAUUUAUAUGUUCUUGAAUCGUACGUUCGAUGCCUAGUCUUUUCUAUUAGCAUUAAAGCUGUUACUACCUUUAGUACUCUUGGAUUCGCCCUGACAAUAUCAUCUCUCAGUGUUAAUGGGUUUUAGGGAAUUGAACCGAUGUACAUACGUACGAGGUUCUACGUUAUGACGGAUAUAUCCUUAGCGUCAAAUUAAUAAUACUCAUAUGAAACUAAUUCAUUCACUGGAAACAGUUAGCAAUAAUAAUCGUAAUGUGUGUGUCACUGAAUAUAUCUUUUUGGGAAUUUAGUCCCUUGUUAUGUGAUCCUUGUACACCUGUUAGUUUCUCCUAAUAUAUUUCCACAUAUGAUCUUACCAAAAGUUUUUAUUAUAGUUAUUAAUAAUUAAGAAUGUCCCUUG